UUUCAACAUCAAGGCAUCAUCGUCCCACGGACCAUAAUCCCGAGACCUCGAUCUUGCUGGUGGUACCACGGCAUAUGAUAUCGAGUUUGAUCGACAAGUGGUUUACUUUGAUCGCGCAAAAUGUUACUCGUAUCAGUCCCCGUGUGGGAAAUGCGAAUACGCACAUCAAACGACACACAAUAAUGAGAUCACCAUCAUGAGUCUAUUGCCAUCUUCGUCAUCACCGCAAUUCAGGAUACAGGAUGGCUUCAGGUCCGGCUCCCACCAAAGAUCACUUACUCAGUAAUGUGGUGUGGGCUACUUUACUUCCUAACCUUGGAAAGAUAUAUCUGACUUAAAUAUUGCUUUUCAUCCGCUGGGUUUUUUGAAAUAACCUCCCUUCUAUGCAUACAUAAUAAGUCUACAAACAUCACAAUUUAUCGAGUCGAAUUCACCACAGAGACAAAAGACAAAAAACCAAUCAUGGCGUACAGAUCUCAAUUUCUCGUCCAGCGCAUGAUGCCUCGACUAUCAAAUCUACGUAUCGGCACCGGCACUGGGACACCACUACGAACAUUCGUCUCUUCCGGUCCAAGAACAAUCGGGACUUCUCAGAGUGGUCCUUCGAAUGACGCAUACAAGAAUAAUGAAGACGGAACGAAACCAAUCCCGGAACAUCCUAGGAACGACGACUCCCUGGCCACACACGUCGAAUCCAAGAUCGGCGAAAAGGCAACUAGUCGUCCGGACAGUGAUGGUGGGCGGUCGCACGCCACGGGGCCCAGCGCCGUGCCUGAUCCGGUCCAACGCGCUGCACCGGAGGGUCUCGAGAAAGCUCUACCCGAAAGUGUCCACCCGACCGAGACCGAUGGAAGUCAAAGUAAAAGUACGGCGAGCAUGAGCGGCGGCGGCAAGAGCCACGCCACGGGGAACAGUGUCGUCCCGGAAUCGGUUCAAAAGGUUGCUCCCGAGAAACUCGAAAAGGCGUUGCCAGAAGCAGUGCAUCCGACGAAAGGAAGCGAGAUUGAUCCUUAA
Exophiala oligosperma is the source of this 1014-nucleotide messenger RNA. RefSeq lists its product as uncharacterized. The record is from RefSeq and is a predicted model, not a curated record. NCBI's taxonomy places the organism in Eukaryota, Fungi, Ascomycota, Eurotiomycetes, Chaetothyriales, Herpotrichiellaceae. The coding region runs from base 463 to 1014 and encodes 183 amino acids. The transcript is spliced from 2 exons.